Molecule: messenger RNA, 330 nt
Organism: Chondrus crispus (carragheen)
Lineage: Eukaryota; Rhodophyta; Florideophyceae; Gigartinales; Gigartinaceae
Exons: 1
Coding region: 1-330 (109 amino acids)
Source: RefSeq, a predicted model, not a curated record
AUGAAAUGCUACUCAACGCAUCGAACAGCACUGUGCUUUGAGCGACUUCUACCGGUAACAAGACAGCACACCCUAUCACAACCCAAGUUGCACAGCUAUCCUAAUCAUGCUUUCCUCAGCGCGCGUGUCGUGCCGCGCAGCAAACACAGUGUAUUCCAGCUCCUUCGUAUUCGACUCAAUGCGCAUCCCACGGGAGAAGCGAGGACUGUUCACCUCCACCACCGCUUGCUUGCAACCAACCGAAUCGCAAUACGUGCUCAUUCUCAUCGCGUGCCCGUGGAACAAGACCAUGUGACCACGUGUGGCACAACUGUUGUUCUCAUCGCAUAG